Molecule: messenger RNA, 342 nt
Organism: Tetrahymena thermophila SB210
Lineage: Eukaryota; Ciliophora; Oligohymenophorea; Hymenostomatida; Tetrahymenidae
Product: transmembrane protein, putative
Exons: 1
Source: RefSeq, a predicted model, not a curated record
AUGAAAGUCUUAUUAAUUUGCAUUGCUGGUCUUUUAUUACUAUGUUCUGUAAAUGCUAUCAGUGACUAAGAAAUAGCUGAUAAAGAUGCUUGUAUUAAAAGCUUACCUAAUCCUUGCUAAGAUUCAGAUACUGCAUGUAAAACUGAGCUAAAUAAAGUCACUACAUGUUUUAAAGCAGUAGGUUAAUACCCUACUUUUAAGGAAUUAGCAGACAAAGUAAAAUCUACUUGUAAAUCUGACAAUUCUUAAGUUCAAAAACAAAUCGAUGGAGUAGUUUCAUGUCUUUCUUCAAGCAUUAUUGUAUUUUAUUUUCUUGCAGCUAUCUUAGCUUUCAUUUUCUGA